AAGCACACUCACCUGAGAAAGGCGACCAUAUCUAUACGCAAUAGUGAAGCGCAAACGAAGACUCACGGCCGCCUCCUACGCCUCCUCCGACUUUGCGACUGAAGACGAGACUCCUCCGGACGACUCUCCUUCCUCGAACGAUAACAACGGACCUACCGCGAACAUGCCAAUGCCGUCGAAAGCUCCUGAUGCUGAAGAGGCGAAGCAAUCUCUCUUCUCCUACGCGAAAGCAUGGGGUGAGAACCCUCUCCCACCGACCCUCCUCGCGACCCUGAUCACGGCGCAACACUUCCGACCCUUCCAAACCCUACCUAUGCUAUUCCCACCGGUCCUGCUCUUCUCCUCGUACCUCAACGUCCAAGGAUUCAAGAAAGACAGCGCGGGCAUGAUGAGUGCGUGGUCGUUGGCGUACUUUGUGUUGGCAAGAAGGAGGCACCAGCCAUUGAGACAGAAGUUUGGAGUAAGAGGUGUGGUCAGAGGUGCGACGGUCGGACUCUGUGCGGUCAAUGCGUUGGCGGGAGGAUGGACCUAUUGGACGGCGAAGAAGGCGGAUGUGCCGGAGGUGUAG
Zymoseptoria tritici IPO323 is the source of this 568-nucleotide messenger RNA. RefSeq lists its product as uncharacterized. Bases 164 to 568 code for a protein of 134 amino acids. Lineage: Eukaryota; Fungi; Ascomycota; Dothideomycetes; Mycosphaerellales; Mycosphaerellaceae. The record is from RefSeq and is a predicted model, not a curated record. The transcript has 2 exons.